Helianthus annuus (common sunflower) is the source of this 1050-nucleotide messenger RNA. RefSeq names its product ras-related protein RABE1a. Lineage: Eukaryota; Viridiplantae; Streptophyta; Magnoliopsida; Asterales; Asteraceae. The coding region runs from base 182 to 832 and encodes 216 amino acids. Gene Ontology annotation, molecular function: GTPase activity; GTP binding. Gene Ontology annotation, cellular component: plasma membrane. The record is from RefSeq and is a predicted model, not a curated record. The transcript is spliced from 9 exons. Gene Ontology annotation, biological process: protein secretion; regulation of exocytosis.
AAACCGAAAAAAAAGUGUAUGAAAUAAAUAAAAAGAAUUAUUGAAUUUGAAGGCCCGACCAGUGCUGACGUCCAGAGAGGCUUCUCAUCUCAUCUUCCUCCCGCACAUUUAGGAAGAAGAUCAGACGGAGUUGCCAGUUUUCUAGGGUUUUGUUCAAUCUUAUUAUUAUAAAUCAACCAAAAUGGCGGCUCCACCUGCUAGAGCUCGAGCGGAUUACGAUUACCUCAUCAAGCUUCUCUUGAUUGGCGAUAGCGGUGUUGGUAAGAGUUGUCUUCUUUUGCGAUUCUCAGAUGGUUCUUUCACCACUAGUUUCAUCACAACCAUUGGUAUUGAUUUUAAGAUAAGGACCAUUGAGCUUGAUGGAAAACGUAUCAAACUGCAAAUCUGGGACACUGCUGGUCAGGAGCGAUUCAGGACAAUCACAACUGCUUAUUACCGUGGAGCCAUGGGUAUUCUGCUGGUCUAUGAUGUAACCGAUGAAUCAUCGUUUAACAACAUCAAGAAUUGGAUCCGUAACAUAGAACAACAUGCUUCUGAUAAUGUAAACAAGAUACUGGUUGGGAACAAGGCCGAUAUGGACGAAAGCAAAAGGGCCGUUCCCACCUCUAAGGGUCAGGCGUUAGCUGAUGAGUAUGGCAUCAAGUUCUUUGAGACUAGUGCAAAAACGAAUAUGAAUGUGGAGGAGGUCUUCUUCUCAGUAGCUAGGGAUAUAAAGCAACGACUUGCUGAAACCGACACUAAGGCUGAGCCACAGACCAUCAAGAUUAAUCAACAAGGGCAGGCAGCAGGGUCUUCUGAAGCUGCUCAGAAAUCAGCAUGUUGUGGGUCUUAACUGGAUAAUAAAAAAGAUUAGUCACAUUUUGACAAAAGAAGGCAUGAACUCUCAGCUUCGACGUAAACGUCGAUAGGGUCAUUAUACUAAUCUUGUCAGGACAACAUUAUGUUUUAUGUAUUUUUCCCAGAAUUCUAACUUUUUAUUUACUAAGUCGUGUUUUUAAAAGUUGAUUCCUGUUAUGAAAAAUUUAUUAAAUACAUCUUUGUUUCUCUAUA